Pogoniulus pusillus (Red-fronted tinkerbird) is the source of this 4005-nucleotide messenger RNA. It is a transcript of the gene HARBI1, whose product is annotated as harbinger transposase derived 1. The transcript has 3 exons. NCBI's taxonomy places the organism in Eukaryota, Metazoa, Chordata, Aves, Piciformes, Lybiidae. The record is from RefSeq and is a predicted model, not a curated record. Bases 659 to 1702 code for a protein of 347 amino acids.
ACACGGAACCGCCGCCGCUACCCGCCCACCCGCGCCACACCGGCCGGCGCGUGGGGCAGCCUGGUCGGCGAUGAGAGGACCAGAGUCCGCCGCCGAUGGCAGCCCCUUGCUGUGGCGAAUGUGCCGCGGCGAACGCUGGGGCCUCAGCGCGGUGGCGGUGCCGGUAGCGGUAGCGGCGCCGCCCGCUGUGAGGUCCGGGCCGUCGGGCAGCAGCGCGGUGGACUGCACAGGGCCAGGGGUCGGCCUGUAAGGGCCGCGGACGGGUAAGAGCCGAGUCGGCUCCCUGCGGGGGCUGCGCGCUGCACCUCAGCGCCCCGGGGCGUCCGGCAAGAGCAGGACCUGCUGGGCCCUUUCCCGCCGCACGCCGGCAGCGAGGCCGGGGUAGCGCACGGAUGGCUGUCGCAAUCGUGUCUGCCAUACCAGGUCUGAACGUGGGCCGGUCGGCGGUUACUGGGGACGGUUCCCAAGCCCGGGCAGUGGGCUGCUGUGGUGCGCUAGCUCCCUCCCCGCCACGGGAAGUAACUUCUACCGGCGCCGGGCCACUGGCUGCCAUGCCAGGGCGGGAGCGUGGUCAUCUGCGGAGCGAGUCCUCCUGCUGUGAAGGCUCUGGGAGAGCUCUCUAACGGAGAAGGCUCAGAGGAGCUCCCGACUGUGGGCCAUGUCCGUACCUCUUGCGGUUCUUGACUGCGACCUCGUGCUGUACGGCCGGGGAUACAGGACUUUGGAUCGCUUCAGGCUGGACGAUGUCACGGAUGAGUAUGUAGUGUCCACCUACGGCUUUCCCCGCCAGUUCAUUUACUACCUGGUGGAUCUCCUGGGAGACAAGCUGUUUCGCCCUACGCUGCGGGCCAGGGCCAUCAGUCCAGAGACGCAGAUACUUGCUGCAUUGGGUUUCUAUACCUCUGGCGCCUUCCAGACUCAUGUGGGGGAUGCUAUUGGCAUCAGUCAAGCCUCCAUGAGCCGCUGUGUUGCCAGUGUAACUGAAGCAUUGGUGGAAAGAGCCUCGCAGUUUAUUCACUUUCCUGAGGAUGAUACUGGUAUAUAUAACCUGAAGGAUGAAUUUUACAGUGUGGCAGGCAUGCCAGGAGUGCUGGGGGUGGUUGGCUGCAUCCAUGUGGCAAUAAAAGCACCAAAUGCUGACGACGUGUCCUAUCUAAACCGAAAGGGUCUCCAUUCUUUGAACUGCCUGAUGGUGUGUGAUGCCAAAGGAGUCCUCCUGAGUGCAGAAACACACUGGCCGGGCAGCCUGCCCAACUGCACGGUGUUACAGCAGGCAGCUCUUAAGAAUCAAUUUGAAACAGAGCUACAUAAAGAUGGCUGGCUACUUGGUGACAACUCUUUCUCUCUCCGAACAUGGUUGAUGACCCCUCUUCAUAUCCCGGAGACGACUGCUGAAUAUCGUUACAACAUGGCGCACUCCGCCACUCACAACAUCAUUGAGCGGACCUUCAGAACCAUUCAGUCGCGUUUCCGCUGCCUGGAUGGGUCUAAAUGCACCCUGCAGUACUCUCCAGAGAAAUCCAGCCACAUCAUUCUGGCCUGCUGUGUGCUCCAUAACAUCUCCCUGGAACAUGGGCUGGAUGUGUCAUCUUCGCCGGCUGCAGAACACACGGAACAACCAGAAGAAGAGUAUGAGCAAAUCGAGUCAACGGACUCAGAUGCCUGUCAUGUUCGUCAGGAACUCUUACUCGCUCACUUUUAGCUAAUGUGGUAACAGAAAGAAAAGCUUCUAGCAGCUAAUUUGGGAAGAUAUACAGAGUAAAUAAGCCUUCUCCUCUUCUUUAAGUCUAUAAAGACUUAGCAGGUGUGAGACAAGGAGACAUUUUGUUCUGUUAAUUACAGAUGACAUUCUGAAGUUGUCUCAGUCUCUUGAGAGAUGCAGUUUAAUUGCAAAACUUUUACUGUUGUGUUGCUUAGAGACUUCCCUUUCACUUGACUUAGAGAACAAAGAGUAAUGUGUAAUCAGUGGAGAAACUUGGGAAACUGUCUUUGAUAGUGAUGGAAAGUCUGUAAGCCUUGCACUCCUUUACAAAGCAACAAUUCUACACUGCUUCAUAACCCACUUAUGAUUGAUUUUUAAACAGCAUUUCCCACAAAUUAAAAUCUCGUGUGGGCUCAUGUCUACCAUGAAUUGGAGAGCAGUAAAACAUUUAUAGUUUUGAUUACAGGUAUGGAUUUCUGCUAAAUUCCAUUUUUGCCAUUUUCUACAUCUGGCAAAGCCCAGUGGUUCUGCAGAAAGCUGUGUUCUCGGAGGCUCAACAAAAGCAAACCACAUGAAGUUCAAUAAGGCCAAGUGCAGGGUCCUGCAUCAGCGGAGGAAUAACAACAGGCACUAGUACAGAUUUGGGGCUGCCCUGCUGGAAAGCAGGUCCAUGGAGAAAGACCUUGGAGUUCUGGUGGAUAGCAAGUUCUGCAUGGGCCAGCAAUGUGCCCUUGUAGCUAAGAGAGCCAAUGGCAUCCUGGGGUACCUCAGGAAAAGUGUGUCCAGCAGGUCUAGGGAGGUUCUUCUCCCCCUCUACUCUGCCCUGGUGAGACCACACCUGGAAUACUGUGUCAAAUUUUGGACUCCCCAGUUCAGGAGAGAGACAGGGACCUGCUGGAAAGAGUCCAGUGGAGAGCCACGGGGAUGACUGGGGGACUUGAGCAUCUUCUCUAUGGAGAUAGAUACUGAGAAACCUGUGGCUGUUUAGUCUGGAGAAGAGAAGACUGAGAGGAGAUCUGAUCAAUGUGUACAAAUAUCUGAGGAGCGAGUGUCAAGUGGAUGGGGGCAAUGUCUUUUCAGUGUUCUGCAGCAAUAUGACAAGGAGCAACAGCUAUGAACUGGAUCACAGAAGGUUUCACCUCAACAUAAGGAGAAACUUAUUUACAGCGAGGGUGACAGAGCACUGGAACAGGCUGCCCAGAGAGGUUCUGGAGUCUCUUUCUCUGGAGACUUUCAAAACCUACCUGGAUGUGUUCCUGUGUGAACUACCUUAGGAGACCCUGCCCUGGCAAGGGAGGUUGGACUCGAUGAUCUCUGGAGGUCCCUUCCAACCUCUAAGGUUCUGUGAUUCUAUGGGUCUGCAUUUUUACUGAGUGCACACUGGAGCUUGCCCAAACCUAGGUCAGGCAGGGCUGAAUGUUUCUUUCCUAAACAGUCAGGAGAAGAUGUUAAGCUAUGGCUGACUCUGUUACUUAACAGGUAUCAGGAAAUGGGCUACUGAAUAUAAGUUUAAUUCUCACAGGGUAUGUCUGCCACAAUGGAAAACUACUCCUGUUGUUAGUUUCUCUAAAUGAAAGACACUGUAGAUCACAGAAAUGGAACUGAAUGUGAAAGUUCUCCAUUUAGACCAGACCUGAGGUAUGGAACAGCUGCAUUACCAUGGCUGGCAAUCUCUUCAGUGGACGUAAACAAGUCAUGUGUACAGUUCCUGGUGGCACAGGACUGGGAAGUUUCCUGGCAGUGUUCUCUUUCCAAAAGAUGCAAGUGUUUCUAAGGAUCCUUAAACAGCAGUUUGAGGAAAAUUUUAUUUCUUAUAUUUUUAUUGUUUGCUGGACAGUAGAUGAAACAAAGUGCUAAGGAAUGCAGAAUGCUGCAGAAGUGGAGCUACUUAAAAUAGCUGAGCAAGCAUCUGGCACGGCAGGCUGGCUAUUCUUCUGGAGGGAGGGAGCCUGGAUCAUGCCCCAUGUUUGAAGAAACUAUGGGAAACGUUCUUAAGGGCGGGAUGGAGAUGCAGGCUUAGAUCAAGUUCUGACAGGUUUGCUGUGGCAGCAAGCAUUUACUAUAUUACAGAAAACCAAGCAUGCUUUAUGAUGUAUAAGCAGGAUGUUUCCUUAAGUCUUGAUGAGAACUGUAAAAUACUGUGUACAACAAUCUGAGAUCUAAGUUUGUUUUCUUACAUGGCUCGAGGUAUCAUGUAAAAAAUUGCUGCUGCACACUGUGACUAAAACCCUGCUCGUUCCACCUAGGAAGAAGCACACAAGCAUUGAUUUCUAAAAAUAAACUCCCCAGCUUUUUUGAAGUAA